AGGGUCCAACUAGUUGAGGUCCAACCAAAAAGCGGUCCAGUUGAAAAGUGUCCAACUAGCGAAUCACGACUGUGUAUUGCAAAGAAAAAUUAAAUUCUAAAGAUUUAACGAAUAAAUUGAUGUAAAUCCCGGUAACUCGGAGAUCGGCCCAAAAAUACGGAGUGACGGUGGCAACUCUAAUUACUAAACGAGCAAAAGAAUCGAAUACUGGCUUCAAGCUAAUUGUAUCGAUUAGGUAUCUAUACCAAUACGCAUGCAAGGGCUUAUUUAAAAUAACUAAUUCCUCUACCUUCGAUACGUAUUUCAAAAUCUGUUGAAACAAAACCCGCGAGUUAGCAAAUGUGAUGCAAUUGGUUGAUUAAUUCUGGAGGAACAACAUACCCGGCAAACGCUGCUGACUGUUAGUCACGCUUCUACACCCCUUUAGUAAAGCUAGAGAUAGAAUACAUACAAAGGUAAAAACAGUAGAGUAAACAUUUCAUAUGUACGAUUUACACGAUCCGUCGAUAUUCCGUCACCGGAACGGUACGGUACAUUAAUGGAAUUAAUCCGCAAAUUUGAAACGACUAGCUGGUAUCCUGGGAACUUACUUUAACAUAAGCUAUAAAUGGCUUUUAAGGUACAAAAUAUCCAAAACUCGCGAGGCGAAGGUGUACCGGAUAUAAAGCCUAUUGACUGCGUUAAACUCAUCCCAGCGGAUCGGCAACGUUAACGAAUGCCACCGUAUCGUGUGAACCACACUAAUAUUCAAUCAGCACCAACACGCAUUUACAACUGGUUGAAUGGGAGGAAACUUAUUUCCUAUAUUAACCCUCCUUUUUCCACCAUUCAGCUCAGUAGUCAGUACAGCAACCAACCGAGAUGGGUAAGGAGAAAAUUCACGUCAACAUCGUCGUCAUUGGACAUGUCGAUUCGGGCAAAUCGACCACCACCGGGCACCUGAUCUACAAGUGCGGUGGCAUCGACAGUCGUACGAUUGAGAAAUUCGAAAAGGAAGCCCAGGAAAUGGGCAAAGGUUCCUUCAAGUAUGCCUGGGUGCUGGAUAAGCUGAAAGCCGAACGUGAGCGUGGUAUAACCAUCGACAUUGCCCUGUGGAAGUUUGAAACGAGCAAGUACUAUGUGACCAUAAUUGACGCACCGGGACAUCGUGAUUUCAUCAAGAACAUGAUCACCGGAACGUCGCAAGCGGAUUGUGCCGUGCUGAUUGUUGCUGCCGGUACGGGUGAGUUCGAAGCCGGUAUUUCGCAGAACGGACAGACUCGAGAACAUGCCCUGCUGGCUUUCACCCUCGGAGUCCGACAGCUGAUCGUUGGUGUCAAUAAGAUGGAUUCUACAGAACCCCCGUACAGUGAGACACGUUUCGAAGAAAUCAAGAAGGAAGUUUCGUCGUACAUUAAAAAGAUCGGUUACAACCCGGUCGCCGUACCGUUUGUUCCGAUUUCGGGAUGGCACGGAGAUAAUAUGAUGGAACCAUCCACAAAGAUGCCAUGGUUCAAGGGAUGGAACGUCGAGCGUAAGGAAGGGAAGGCUGACGGCAAAUGUUUGAUUGAUGCUUUGGAUGCCAUUCUGCCACCGUCUCGGCCAACUGAGAAACCUCUGCGUUUGCCACUGCAGGAUGUGUACAAAAUCGGUGGAAUUGGAACGGUCCCGGUAGGUCGUAUUGAAACCGGUAUCCUGAAGCCAGGUACUCUGGUAGUGUUUGCCCCAGUUAAUUUGACCACUGAAGUUAAGUCCGUCGAAAUGCAUCACGUGUCUCUACCGGAAGCCGGCCCCGGAGAUAACGUUGGUUUCAACGUUAAGAACGUCCCGGUUAAGGAUCUGCGUCGUGGUUAUGUCGCUGGUGAUGCUAAAAAUGUUCCACCGAGGGGAGCCAUUGAUUUCACCGCUCAGGUCAUCGUCCUGAACCAUCCGGGUCAAAUUACUAACGGUUACACGCCGGUGCUGGAUUGUCACACUGCUCACAUCGCUUGUAAAUUUUCCGAAAUCAAGGAAAAGGUUGAUCGUCGUUCCGGUAAAUCGAUUGAGGAAAAUCCUAAAUCCAUCAAAUCGGGUGAUUCUGCCAUCGUCAAUCUGGUCCCGAGCAAGCCGCUGUGCGUUGAAUCCUACCAGGAGUUUCCACCGUUGGGACGGUUCGCUGUGCGUGAUAUGAGACAGACGGUUGCCGUUGGUGUUAUCAAGUCGGUUAACUUCAAGGACGCCGCCGGUGGUAAGGUUACCAAGUCGGCCGAAAAGGCGCAGAAAUCGAAGAAAUAGCCAUCACUGGUUGAGGUAGUGGGUCAGUUUGCCGCAGUCGUCAGUAGCAUUCAAAUACGCAGCAAGUGCAUCAUCACCGGCAGCAGAAAACAUUCGGAAUCAACAUCGAAACGGCUGAUAAAAGCUUAUCACUGCUUGCAUCGCAAAGCAUUCAGGCGAAAAGUUAGCGGACAGUUUGGUUCGGUUCGUUUUUUUGCUAUCUUAGAAGAACAGCUUUGUUUAUUAAUAAACUUUUAUCUAUAUAGAUUGGAACCGAAUGUAUAGUAUAUUAAAGGGUGAUAGUAGAGAUUGUUUAUAGCGGAAAAGGUCAUGUGAAGUUUUGAAUUAACGUUCAACUACUAUAGUUUUUUGUAAAUGUUUGGAAAAUAUGUUGUACUUCGAGUUUUUUUUUGUAAUUUUAGGCUUUUUAGUCUUCAAAUAAAAUAUUUAUAAUUGAACCGGGUAUUGUCACUCGAAA
Messenger RNA from Topomyia yanbarensis, 2710 nucleotides. RefSeq names its product elongation factor 1-alpha-like. Gene Ontology annotation, molecular function: translation elongation factor activity; GTPase activity; GTP binding. Bases 862 to 2253 code for a protein of 463 amino acids. The transcript is spliced from 2 exons. NCBI's taxonomy places the organism in Eukaryota, Metazoa, Arthropoda, Insecta, Diptera, Culicidae. The record is from RefSeq and is a predicted model, not a curated record. Gene Ontology annotation, biological process: translation; translational elongation.